Gadus morhua (Atlantic cod) is the source of this 1700-nucleotide messenger RNA. It is a transcript of the gene dhrs11a, whose product is annotated as dehydrogenase/reductase 11a. The record is from RefSeq and is a predicted model, not a curated record. The coding region runs from base 259 to 1026 and encodes 255 amino acids. The transcript is spliced from 7 exons. Lineage: Eukaryota; Metazoa; Chordata; Actinopteri; Gadiformes; Gadidae.
UUGCAACCCAAUGGUUGCCAUUUAAUAUUUCAUCCUAGGCGCAUGGAUUGCGGCUUCCGUACUGUGAUUUUUUUUCCGCCCGCCUUGGAUGCUGCAAGGAUCAGGGAGUGAAACUGAGAAGACUACCAACAUCUUGCCCACAGUCUUUCAUACUAUUGAACCUCAAUUGUGAAAAUUCGGGUAAAGCAUAUAUAGCGAAGGAGCGUUUGUUGCGACCUUUUACACCAUAGGAAAAGUGAAGCAAAAAGAGCCAUAGAGAUGGACCGCUGGAAAGGCAGAGUGGCUCUGGUGACGGGAGCCUCGGUGGGGAUCGGAGCGGCUGUUGCGCGGGCGCUGGUCCAGCACGGCAUGCGGGUGGUCGGCUGCGCCAGGAGUGUUGACAAGAUAGAGAAGCUGGCAGCCGAGUGCCAGAGCGCGGGCUACAGCGGCACCCUGAUCCCCUACAAGUGCGACCUGUCCAACGAGGAGGACAUCCUGUCCAUGUUCUCGGCCAUCAAGACGCUGCAGCAGGGCGUGGACGUGUGCAUCAACAACGCCGGGCUGGCCCACAGCGAGCCGCUGCUCAGUGGCAAGACGGAGAGCUGGAGGAACAUGAUCGACGUCAAUGUCAUGGCGUUGUCUAUCUGUACCCGAGAGGCCUACAAAUCCAUGAAGGAGAGGAAUGUGGAUGAUGGCCACAUCAUCAAUAUUAACAGCAUGGGCGGCCACCGAAUGGUCCCGAGCGCCGACGAGCACUUCUACUGCGCCACAAAGUACGCUGUGACGGCGCUCACUGAGGGGCUGAGGCAGGAGCUCCGCGAAGCCAAGACCCACAUCAGGGCCACGUCGAUAUCCCCUGGGAUCGUGGAGACAGAGUUUGCGUUCCGACACCACGACAGUGAUCCCCAGAAGGCCGCCGCAGUGUAUGAGAGCAUAAAGUGUUUGAAGGCCGAGGAUAUAGCCAGCGCAGUCACUUAUGUCCUCAGUGCCCCUCCUCAUGUGCAGAUCGGAGAUGUACAGAUGAGGCCCGUGGAACAGGUUUCAUAGCGACGAAGCAAAAAAAAAACGAGCUAUCAGGGAAGACGAGGGCUGACGGCAGCCGUGUCGACUCCAUAGUGACCCCUGGUGGCGAAAAUACAAACAGCUUACAAACAGCUUGGUGCGGAGAGACCCACAACGAGAGGGUUGAGGGGGGUAAUCGAUGAGAAAAGCUGCAUGAUUAUUACAUCUUUAAGGGUGCGGAUGUUCUCAGCCACUCCCUAAAUACUACUGAAUAGGGUAACCUGGUCUUUUGGAAUGUUUUCUUGCCUUGUGAAGAACUAAAGUCAACCGCAAAAGAAAAGCUCCCCAACUAAACCGUGCUGCAGCAUACAUAACACUGUGCAGAGGACAGCAGGUCACCUUACUUUGUAAGAAAGAGUACAGCAGUGUGUUCUUCUGAGAGUCUAGCAUUGAUGCACGCAUCAGGCUUGUUAUUGUUCUUUAGUAUCCUUCGGUUUUUAAAAGUCAUGCCACAUAUCUUUACAAAUACGAAAUGUUAAAGGAGAGUAAUUGUUGUUUGUAAGGAAGGAUAACAGAAAAUAUAUGUUUUAAUGUUUUAUAAAUAUUUUAACAUUUUGAUUAUACAUAGACGAGUGUCCUGCUACACACAGUCACGCACACACACACACACACACACACACACACACACACACACACACACACACACACACACACACACA